Messenger RNA from Symbiodinium pilosum, 392 nucleotides. The record is from the annotation of a GenBank genome assembly. Lineage: Eukaryota; Dinophyceae; Suessiales; Symbiodiniaceae.
GCCCGAACUAUGCUUUCAUCUUUUUGGCGAUGCUCUUCAUGUUCGUGUGCACAUCGCCAAUGCUGCUGAUGAUGCUUGCGGGAGUUGGUGGCGGCUGGUCUCAUGCCAUGCGAAGCGAAUCGUUCAGAAAUCGGCCAUGGACACUGGCAAUAGGUGGUGUUCAGGUGCCCCUGGGAUCGAACAUGAAAAUGUUGAUCAUGGCCUUGCCGACACUUCUCUUCUUGCACCUCUUCAUGGGUCCCGUCUUGUGGUCAGCGGCCUUGUGCAGCGGUGGCGUGAGCUUGGCGCACGCUGCCUUGCGGGACCGCGAAGAUGUGGACAAGAUGGAUGACUCGGAAGACAGAGAUGGAGAUUCGUCUUGGUCGAGAGGACGAGUUCGUGAACUUCCUUGA